UGUUCACUGUGACAACAUGUGCACUGGAAGAUGCUCCCGUAUCAUCGCUAUUACUCUGUACCCAAUGGUGCUUCUGUCCAUCAUCUGCAACAUUGUGCUGUUCUUUCCCGACCUGAACAUCAAGUAUGUGAAAGAGCAACACAUCACUGAGGAGGUGAAAUACAUGGGGGGAGUCAUUGGAGGAGGUUUAUUGGUCCUCAUGUCAGCACUUUCCAUUCACUUGACUGGAGAACACGGGUGCUGCGCAAAUCGCUUGGGGAUGUUCCUCUCAAUUAUAUUUGCUGCACUGGGCGUGGCGGGUGCUGUGUACAGCUUCAUUGCGGCAUUACUUGGCUUGACAAAUGGGCCACUCUGCAAAAAUGACAGCGGCGACUGGAAGAGACUUUUCCAAAGCAGUAAUUCGACCUACCUGACUAACCUCAAGUCGUGGGCGGAGUGCAAAGAGCCAAAGAAUGUGGUGCUGUUCAACACCGCGCUGUUUCUUACUCUGCUCAUAGCCAGCUGCCUGCAGGGGUUGCUCCUUGCCAUGCAGAUAAUCAAUGGCCUCAUUGGCACCGUGUUUGGAACGUGCAACAAGAAAGAGGAACCGUGAGUUUGUGGUUCAGGAGGCAUUCGAACGUUUGCAUUCACAUCUGAAGAGAAGUCUGAAAGAAGUGUUCCCGCCUUAAGCACAUCUGUAGCAAAUGCUUGCACUGAAAACAUUGUUAUAUGUGUUAUAUAUUUUCAUAAUUGUGUGUAUUUCAAGAUGCUUGUUGCUGAUAUUACAAAUGCAUAUUAGUGUGCACUGUGAAAAGAGUACAGCAUUAGAAAUGAUUUGUGCUAAUCAUAGAGUCAAUUUGAAAUAAACUACUUCAAAAUAAAAGCUUCUGAU
Archocentrus centrarchus (flier cichlid) is the source of this 871-nucleotide messenger RNA. Its product is annotated as transmembrane 4 L6 family member 1-like. Bases 17 to 592 code for a protein of 191 amino acids. The transcript has 5 exons. NCBI's taxonomy places the organism in Eukaryota, Metazoa, Chordata, Actinopteri, Cichliformes, Cichlidae. Gene Ontology annotation, cellular component: membrane. The record is from RefSeq and is a predicted model, not a curated record.